CUGCGCGGAAGCUGCCCCCAGCCGAUGUGCACAAGCUGGCUGUUUCAGCACUAGAGCCGAGGACAGCUCCCAUAUCUGCUAUUACCGGGGAGGCCGGGGCUGCGCUCAGGUGCAGCUUGUACCUGCGGUUUAUCAGCGAAGGAGAUCCCAAAAGGUAUUUAAAGAACAUACGGCUGCUCAUCCAGGGAAAAAACAGACGUCGCCUUUCCUCAUCAGCUACUAUAACGUCCCUUUGAUUCUUGCAGGUCUGGUAGUACUUAUUGUCACUGACAUCCAGCAAUGAACGCUGCACGACGCUCAGCAGUGGUCGGGUCAGACCUCACCUCUGUGGCUACAGAGCGUGCUGCCACCAACAUCACUGAGACACCGAGUAAACAAGAUGUCUUCUCACACAUGAAAGACAAGUUCAUGAAUGAGCUGAGCAAGAUUCCAAUUCCACCCUGGGCCUUGGCUGCUAUCGUGAUUGUAGUUGGCGUUUUGCUGCUCUGUUGUUGUUUCUGUAUCUGCAAGAAAUGCUGCGGGAAAAAGAAGAAAGGCAAGAAAGGCAAAGAGAAGGGUAAGGCUCAGAUCAACAUGAAGGAAGUAAAGGACCUCGGCAAGAGCUACAUUGACAAGGUUCAGCCAGAUGUGGAAGACCUAGAUCCUGGUUUGCUGGAAGCAGGGAUAAAGGAAGAGAAACAGGAGAAACUAGGAAAACUGCAGUAUUCCCUGGAUUAUGAUUUUCAGAAUGGACAGCUGAUUGUUGGCAUUAUUCAAGCUGCUGAACUCCCUGCCCUAGACAUCGGUGGAACAUCGGAUCCAUACGUCAAAGUUUUCUUGCUUCCAGAGAAAAAGAAAAAGUUUGAGACAAAGGUCCACCGGAAGACACUUAACCCAACCUUUAAUGAGUCCUUUACAUUUAAGAUUCCAUAUGCUGAGUUGGGAGGCAAGACACUAGUGAUGGCUGUAUAUGAUUUUGACCGCUUUUCUAAGCAUGACGCAAUUGGAGAGAUUAGGAUUCCCAUGAACACUGUGGAUCUGGCACAUGUGAUUGAAGAAUGGAGAGAUCUGCAGUCCGCUGAGAAAGAGGAGCAAGAAAAAUUGGGUGAUAUCUGUUUCUCCCUGCGCUAUGUUCCCACUGCUGGAAAGCUAACAGUUAUCGUCCUGGAAGCCAAAAACCUGAAGAAGAUGGAUGUGGGAGGACUGUCAGAUCCUUACGUGAAGAUCCAUUUAAUGCAGAACGGUAAGCGGCUGAAGAAGAAGAAGACAACCAUUAAGAAGAACACCCUGAACCCGUAUUAUAAUGAGUCCUUCAGCUUUGAGGUACCCUUUGAGCAAAUACAGAAAGUUCAGGUGGUCCUGACCGUACUUGAUUAUGACAAGCUUGGUAAAAAUGAAGCCAUCGGUAAGAUCUUUGUAGGCUGCAAUGCCACAGGAGCAGAGCUUCGUCACUGGUCUGACAUGCUUGCCAAUCCCAGGAGGCCUAUUGCCCAGUGGCACACACUGCAACCCGAAGAAGAAGUUGACACCAUGCUGGGGAUGAAGACUUCCUGAUAACACUUCCACAGCUCUGUGUAUAUAUCUGUGUGUACAUAUAUAUAUCUGUGUGUGUGUACAGGAGGAUGCAUGCGUGAUGAAUGUAUGAGUGAAAAUGUGUGUGUGCAUGUGUGUGUGUGUCAGCGUGUGUGCCCUGUACUAGCAGUGAUGACACAUGUAGCUUUGAAAUGCCCUCUGUUUUUUUGUGGCUAUAUUUGUAAAGUAAAUAUAAUAUUUAUAUGAUUAGAAUGUUUAAAAGAAACAGUAUCCAGUUAUUGUGACCUCAAUAAAAAAAGAAAAACAUCUCACCAACAAAACAGGUGCAGUUACAAAAUCAUUUAGUUUUAUAAAAUGGGAAGGUUUAAUAUGGCUAAGGAUCAACCAGCUGGAGAUGCAGAGCUGGCCUGGGGUACAGGGGGACCAGAUAAAACAUGUGUUUGGGGGGUAACUGAUAUAUCCACACAGACAAGGCCUAGAAGUAAACUGUUCAUAUUAACAUUCCAUUUAAUACAGUAAACUGACAAUGGAUUUGUAUUUUACACUGAUUUAUUAUAAAAAAGGAUGAUGUUUAUGUAUUUCAUUCCUUUACUGCAGUCAUGCUGUGUGUUCAAGCCACCUAAAAAUCUAAUGGUGGUCAUGUGACUUGGUGUUCUUGUAACCUAAAGCCGCUGUCUCUCCUGCUUUGCAUUUCACAUUUAUGUCUCAUUGGGAGUGACAACCCACAUAUUAACAAUAUGGCAUGUAUACAGGUGUUAAGUGUUUAGAAGGUGGGCAGGUACCCAUUUGAAGGAGUCCCACCUAGUACUGUCCAGGUAUUCGAGUGUGCUUGUUUAGCUCCAUGAAGACAUUAUGGAAAUCUAAAGCUUUUCUUACUUUUAAUACUUUCCUUGCAGAUAACGCAUUUUAUAUGUAUUACUGUUAUUUGUAUUAUUGGUUUUAUAUUUCAAAAUGUGUCCUGACUUUAUCUGACUUUCAAAUGCUUAGUAAGACUGAAACAAAAUUCAAUAAACAGGAAGUGCUGUUGAGUUUGCUAAUGACUAACAAUGUCUACAAAGGUUCUAUUUUUUCCAUGAUCUAUUCAGUGUUUGUGUGAAAAAAUAAAUAAACAAGGCAUAAUCUGUG
Messenger RNA from Protopterus annectens (West African lungfish), 2637 nucleotides. Its product is annotated as synaptotagmin-1-like. Gene Ontology annotation, molecular function: phosphatidylserine binding; syntaxin binding; calcium ion binding. The record is from RefSeq and is a predicted model, not a curated record. The transcript has 10 exons. NCBI's taxonomy places the organism in Eukaryota, Metazoa, Chordata, Ceratodontiformes, Protopteridae. Gene Ontology annotation, biological process: cellular response to calcium ion; regulation of dopamine secretion; calcium ion-regulated exocytosis of neurotransmitter. Gene Ontology annotation, cellular component: dense core granule; axon; synaptic vesicle membrane. The coding region runs from base 280 to 1533 and encodes 417 amino acids.